AUGAGUUGCGUUGAUUUUAUGUAUCAGUUUUAUUCACCUUAUUUCUCUUAUAAGACUCCGGCUGAGGACACACAGAAGUACCCGUCACAGCCUCUGUACGAUGGCGGCAUCACUGGACCAGGCCCCAGCAGUUUCUUUGACAACGGACACCUGCCCGACAAGGACAUUCGGGAUACGGACAAAUCUGCACAGCCGAAGGCAACACAUUACCUGGCCUCGAACUGUGUGCUAUUUACAUACUUCAGUGGGGAUACUGCCACAGUUGUAGAUGAACAUUUCUCGCGAGCACUUAGUCAGCCCAGCAGCUAUACGCUGGACAAAACACCGACAAACAACAAGCCGUACGUCAGAUCAGAUACACCUUUGAUGUGCCAUCGGAAGCUGCCACCAUCUUUCUGGAAUUCUGCAUACCAACCACCAUGCAACAACAACAGCAGCAGUAACUUCACCUUCGGCGCAGAUGCCUACUUCCAAUCUUCCUUAUACAAUUUUCACAAAGCUUGGCCAUACCAUUAUGGUUCCCAGUCUCACACGUACCCUCAUCCACAGUCCGCAGCUCAUGCCCUGUCAUAUCCAGGGAUGGACGCCACAGGACGCUUGACGUCCCAUUACGGCUCCCUAGUGAUGUCAGGACCCUCACUGUCAGGCCGGAUGGGAGAUACACGUCAUCACAGUCAGUAUGACCUCACCAAAUCGUCAGAUACCUUCUCCGGCUACUACUCCAUGGGCCGGUUCGGUUCUGAGAUGGACAGCAGUUUACCAGGGUUAGAUCUACCUCUCCAGCAGGCAAAGAAAGAGCAUUACUGGUGA
Molecule: messenger RNA, 810 nt
Organism: Candidula unifasciata
Lineage: Eukaryota; Metazoa; Mollusca; Gastropoda; Stylommatophora; Geomitridae
Source: the annotation of a GenBank genome assembly